ACUUGGCAACCUUGUCAAGUUUUUUGACGUAACAUUUUUAUCGAGAAUCGGGAAGUUUGAGGUUAAAUUGAACGAAGGCCAGCAAAAAUUUAAAGAGGAAAAAUGUUUCUCACCAGAAUAUUAUUUAAAAAGGCGAAAAGCAAGUGCAUCAUGGUUCAGAUGGAGAGCAUUGUAAGUGGUCAUACUUACAAUUUGAUCAGAGAGAGGCUAGCAGAAAAAGCAGAAACAAUACGUUUUGACCCAUACAUUCAAAAGGAGUCUGUUUAUAGGGAAAAGAAGAGAAUUAGAAGCAUGUGAUAGAUUCUAGUUUGGUGUCAUAAAAUUAGUAUAGUAAUAGUCUUUUUAUGUAUAAUGAGUCGUAUAAAAUAGCAUUUUAUAUCCUGAAAUGUGCAACAAUAAAAUUUGGAUAAAAUUUGUUAAAAAUCAUGAAUAUAUUUUGGAACAGAAACA
Molecule: messenger RNA, 450 nt
Organism: Acanthoscelides obtectus
Lineage: Eukaryota; Metazoa; Arthropoda; Insecta; Coleoptera; Chrysomelidae
Source: the annotation of a GenBank genome assembly